AUGCGUUACGUGUGGCAGCUUUACUUACGUAUAGCAGCUUUACGUAAGUUACGUGUAGCAGCUUUACGUACGUUACGUAUAGCAGCGACGAGCAGCGCACCGCUCGCUGGAUACAACUUCAGUCUGGAGCUAUCGGUCUUCAGCCCUGCAAUAUUAGGGCUCGACGAAGCCUUUUUGAAUAUAUUUUCCGUCGCCACGGUCAAUAUCAUAAGGACAGCCGCAAAGGGUGGUAUAAUGGCUUACGGCACCCGCGCUGCUGUCCUGCUCCUUCCAUCUCAGGAAAAUGCUACUAUCAUCCCCACUACACCACAACACCACACCAAGCCAUACCAUACCAUACCAUACCACAGGACACCAUACCACACGACACCAUACCACACGACACCGCACCGCACGACACCAUACCACAACACCACACCAAGCUAUACCACACCAAGCCACACCACACGAUACCAUACCACAGGACACCAUACUACACGACACCAUACGACACGACACUAUACCAUAAUACCACACCAAGCUACACUAUACCAAGCCAUACCACACGAUACCAUACUACAAGACACCACACUACACGACACCGCACCGCACUACACCGCACAGCACCGCACAUUGUCACAGAACUCUAUCCAGCGCUAUACAGCCCAGCCAGUCCAGUCCGGCCAGCACAGCACAGCACUCUCGGAGACUAUCGAUCGACAUUAUGCCCUCGCCAGCGGUGAGCGAGACUUACGACUUCGAUACCAUAAUGAACGAGUAUACCGUCCAAGCUCCCAAGAUCCAAGCGGUACUACAACGAGCCAAAGAGCAGGAGAUCGAGUUGAAGGAUCUCAAGAAGCAAAAGAGCGAUUUACAAGACGAGUUGGCCCGCUGCUCGUGGACUCAAGCAACCGUGGAGCUUUCCAAUACGCUCUCAUUGUUUACCCCACAUACAUCGGCGAAGUUUGA
Molecule: messenger RNA, 948 nt
Organism: Drepanopeziza brunnea f. sp. 'multigermtubi' MB_m1
Lineage: Eukaryota; Fungi; Ascomycota; Leotiomycetes; Helotiales; Drepanopezizaceae
Source: RefSeq, a predicted model, not a curated record